AUGGCAACACGCGACCUAGCCGCAGAAAGCGGCGUUCAAGUUCGCAAUGCCCUUUUGGGUAUUCCCGCCAUGUACCGGUCGACGGUGGCGCAUGCCCGCCGCAAACCGCUGGGCGCGGCAGGCGCUGUGAUCGCACUCAUCAUGAUACUCGUGGCCGUCGGCUCCCGGUUGGCUAUCCUGCCCGUCGCGGACCCGUACGCUUCCGUCGGCGACAUAUUCCUCGGCCCCAGCCGCGAAUUCCUCAUGGGAACCGACGUCAUCGGACGCGAUGUGCUGAGUCGUGUCCUUUACGGGGCCUGGAUUUCGCUCUACGUGGGGAUCGGGAGCGUGCUGAUCGGCAUAACGGCCGGUUUUGUCCUGGGCAUCGUCAGCACCUACGCCGGCGGCAUGGUCGAUCUGUUCUUCCAGCGCGUGGUCGACGCUCUGAUGUCGAUGCCCGGCCUGAUCCUAGCGUUGGCCAUCAUGGCCAUCCUGGGAUCCUCACUGAACAACGUCAUCCUGGCCAUAGUGAUCGGGAUGAUAGCGCCAGUGGUCCGCACCGUGCGCUCCCAGGUGUUGACGCUCAAGGAAAUGGAUUAUGUGACCGCUGCAAGAGCCAUCGGCGCCCGCCCGGGGCGAAUCGUGUUCAAACACAUCAUGCCCAACUGCCUCGCCAUUUACAUCAUCAUGGCGACCUACUACCUGGGAUUCGCCAUAAUCAUCGAGGCGUCGCUGAGCUUCCUCGGAGUGGGCGCUCCGCCGGAUGAUCCCAGCUGGGGCGGCAUCCUGACCGUGGCCAGCAGGGAGUCUCCGGAGACAGGCAUCUGGCUUCUGGUGUUCCCCGGCAUCUUCAUCUUCAUCGCCGUGCUGGCCUUCAACGUCCUCGGCGACGCCCUACGCGACAUCCUCGACCCGAGGCUCCGCGGCCGUUAG
Molecule: messenger RNA, 912 nt
Organism: Geodia barretti
Lineage: Eukaryota; Metazoa; Porifera; Demospongiae; Tetractinellida; Geodiidae
Source: the annotation of a GenBank genome assembly